This is a messenger RNA of Entamoeba invadens IP1, 483 nucleotides long. RefSeq lists its product as hypothetical. The transcript has a single exon. The record is from RefSeq and is a predicted model, not a curated record. NCBI's taxonomy places the organism in Eukaryota, Evosea, Mastigamoebida, Endamoebidae. Gene Ontology annotation, molecular function: GTP binding; GTPase activity. Bases 1 to 483 code for a protein of 160 amino acids.
AUGAUUUUUUUCCAUUCAAUAACAUCAUUAAAAAAAUGUUAUAAUAUAAUUACUGAAAUUUAUAUUAUUUUUGAUUUUUUAAGACAUAUACUUAUUUAUAAAGCAAUAACAAAAAGAAACGCAAACGCAAACGCUAUUAUUUUCUUUUAUUCUGUAAAUAAAAAGGAGACAUUUGAACUUCUUGAGCAUCUUGUAAAUGAAAUCAAAUUGAAUAUUCAUGAUAAAGAUAACGUUAAUAUCGUGAAAUUCAUUAUUUGUGGUACACGAAACGAUCUUAUAAGUCAAAGAGUUGUUUCGAAAAUCAAAGCAGUAAAUUUUGCAAAACAAAAUGGAUGUGUCUAUGUUGAAAUAGGAGAACAAGUCAAUCCAUUAACAAAUGUGUUAAUCGAAGAAGUGUUUAAUUUAUAUAACCAAAAUUCAAACGAUGAACCAAAAAUUCUUACAGCAGCUGAAAGAGAUAAGGAAAUGUGUCCCAUUUUUUAA